GCUGGUAGUGGUGGGGCACUUUUAGUUGAACAUGGUCUACAUAACUUUGCCUAUAAAAGGAGAAGCUCCCAAGAUAGCUAAGUCGUCAAUUGGAGCAUAGAAGAGAGGAAGAUUCUCACUUUCCUAGCUUUCAAUCUUUUUCAGGUUUCAAGUUUUCCUACACUAAGAGUUGGCAAAAUGGAAGGGAAGAUGAGUUGGACAGUUGCUGAUGCUGUAGAUUACAAAGGGUUCCCUGCUGAUAGAUCAAAAACCGGUGGUUGGGUGCCUGCUGCUCUUAUUCUAGGGAUUGAAAUAUGCGAGAGGCUUUCGACCAUGGGAAUAGCAGUAAACCUUGUGACAUAUUUGGUUUCCACAAUGCAUCUGCCUAGUGCUACUUCAGCUAAUACUGUGACAGAUUUUAUGGGCACAUCCUUUCUCCUGUGUCUGCUUGGAGGCUUUCUUGCUGAUUCUUUCCUUGGAAGGUUCAGAACAAUUGCUAUCUUUGCCACAGUACAAGCAAUGGGUACUGGCAUGUUAGCAAUAAUCACCAGACUGCCGCAGCUUCAACCACCUCCAUGCAAAAAUACUCCUACCCAAACAUGCAAACAAGCCAAUGGCUUCCAAAUGGGAAUUCUAUACUUGGCCUUGUAUCUGAUUGCACUGGGGACGGGUGGCCUAAAAUCGAGUGUCUCAGGAUUUGGAACCGAUCAAUUCGAUGACAAGGAUGAAAAAGAGCAGUCCCAGAUGAUCUAUUUCUUCAGCAGGUUCUUUUUCUUCAUUAGCACAGGAACUUUGAUGGCAGUUACCGUCCUCGUCUACAUACAAGAUGAAGUGAGUCGAAGCUUGGGUUAUGGAAUUUGUUGUGUCUCAAUGCUUAUAGCCAUCUUGGUGUACUUUUCCGGGACUAAAAGAUACAGAUACAAGAAAAGUGUGGGAAGUCCCAUUGUGCACAUUUCCCAAGUUAUUGUAGCUGCCAUGAGGAAGAGGAAGAUGGAUCUUCCUUUUAAUGCCAGCUUACUGUAUGAGGAUUCUGCUGAGGGUUCAAGAAUCCAGCACACAGAUCAGUUCCGUUGCUUGGACAAGGCUGCCAUUCUAGCAGGAGAGUUUGAUAAAACUGCCAGUUCUGAUCCAAACCCUUGGAAGCUAUGCUCAGUGACAAGGGUAGAAGAAGUGAAAAUGAUGGCCAGGCUGCUGCCAAUAUGGGCCACAACCAUCAUAUUUUGGACUACAUAUGCCCAGAUGAUCACAUUUUCAGUUGAGCAAGCAUCCACCAUGGAGAGAUCAAUUGGCAAUUUCCAAAUUCCAGCCGGCUCUCUUACUGUCUUCUUUGUUGCAGCCAUAUUGAUUACUCUGGCAGUUUAUGACCGAUUCAUCAUGCCAAUGUGGAAGAAAUGGAGAGGAAAGCCAGGUUUCUCCAGCCUACAGAGAAUUGCCUUAGGCCUCAUUCUCUCAAUAGUGGGAAUGACAGCUGCAGCACUAGCUGAGAGGAGACGAUUAUCUGUGGCAAAAGCCGUGGGUGACAACACUGCUACUCUUCCCAUUAGCGUCUUCUUGCUGAUUCCACAGUUCUUCUUGGUGGGUUCUGGAGAAGCCUUCAUAUACACUGGUCAGCUCGAUUUCUUCAUUACCCAAUCACCCAAGGGGAUGAAAACUAUGAGCACUGGACUCUUCCUCUCAACUCUCUCGCUAGGUUUCUUUGUUAGUAGCUUCUUGGUAUCGGUAGUGAAGAGGGUGACAGGGAGCAGAGAUGGCCAAGGAUGGCUAGCAGACAACAUCAACUACGGAAGACUUGAUUGUUUCUAUGGGCUUCUAGCCAUACUAAGCUUCAUUAAUUUCGCAGUAUUUCUGGUUUGUGCAGUGUGGUACAAGCCUCAAAAACCUAAUGAUGGCAUGCAGAUGGAGACUAUGGCUAAUGGGUCAUGCCCUGAGGAGAAGUGCUAGCUAGAUAGUUAUGAGCUAGUUAGGGUUGCACCCUUUGGAUCUUUCUUUUGUUUCCAAUGUGUAUACAGCACGAAAUGCAUGGGGUUUGGUUGUUUUCUCUCUUUUAACUUGCAUGAAUAGAGUGGCUUGGUGUUUCUUUGAUCUCAUGUAUACUUCGUCUGAAUGAACAUGCUGGCUGAUCUCAUCGCUUCCACUACAGUACUUUAUCAUCUAAGUUCCUUGUGAUCUUUUCUCCUC
Vitis vinifera (wine grape) is the source of this 2157-nucleotide messenger RNA. RefSeq names its product protein NRT1/ PTR FAMILY 6.2. Gene Ontology annotation, cellular component: membrane. The record is from RefSeq and is a predicted model, not a curated record. NCBI's taxonomy places the organism in Eukaryota, Viridiplantae, Streptophyta, Magnoliopsida, Vitales, Vitaceae. Bases 178 to 1920 code for a protein of 580 amino acids. The transcript is spliced from 6 exons. Gene Ontology annotation, biological process: oligopeptide transport; transmembrane transport. Gene Ontology annotation, molecular function: transmembrane transporter activity.